CCUGAGCUUACACUACUCCUCCUUUGUAUGAUUGUGUUUUGUUUGGAAGCUAGGCUGGUCAUAUUCAUUACUUUUCAAUCUAAGGUACUUGAUUGGGAUGCAGCACGACAGUACUGCCAGAAGAACCACAUAGACAUGGUUACCUGGAAUAUAGUAGACCCGAACCUGCUGACUACCCGGCUGCAGAACGCAGGCUACACCCAUGUCUGGAUUGGUUUACACGAGGAUCCUGAGCAACAGUCAGUCUGGAGGUGGAUCAAUGUGAAAACUGGUGAAGGCUUGACGGGAGAUGACGUCUCACAGAGCAAGAACUGGGCGACAGGUCAGCAAUUUGACGACAGCUGUUGCAAUUAUAACAUCCCAACUAAAAAGUGGUACAGCACAGUUUGCUCCUAUCCGCUUCCCUUCAACUGCUACGAAGACAAUCUGCUGCUGGUGACUGAGAACAAGACUUGGGAGGAUGCUCUGAAUCACUGCAGAAAAAUGACAAAUGCAACCCAUACGUAUGACCUCUUGAGCGUUAGUUAUCCAUCUAACUUCAGCUAUGUGAGAGAUCGGAUCUACAGAGCCACCACCGAGGAGGUUUGGACAGGAUUGCGUUUUCUGGGAGGAGAGUGGUGGUGGUCGGACGGAGAGGCGUUGGACCACCAGGAGAUGCUGCCGGACUGUCCGAGCCAGUGGCAACACUGUGGCACCGUCUCCAAAUAUAACACAACUAACUGGACCAGCAGGGACUGCUCAGAAAGAAGAAACUUCAUCUGCUCUUAUGAAAAAGUAUAGGAAGAAGUAACAGAAUAGCUAGACAAUGACUAGCUCUGUCUGUCUUCAUAUAUGUUGUACACAUAGAGAUGUAAGCAGUCAUAUCCAAAAUGUCUGAAUAUUUUUGAUAUGUUCUUGUAUGCCAGUACCUCAGUUUGCUUAGUAGAAUACAUUGCGUAGUCUAACUACACGUUCUAAAGUUUUCACACCUUUAUCAUUUUUGGUUUACAGCUGAUAAAAAUUUAAAUGUAACAUUUUAACAUUGGACCAAUGAGAAAAGUUAUGCUGCUUAACCCAGUGGAAACACUGUGGCACCGUGUUGAAAUAUAACAGUUAACUGCUCAGAAAGAAGAAACCUUAUCUGCUUUUGCAAAGACAUUAACAAGAAAACAUGAAGCUUUCUUCCUCUUAGCAUUGUAGGGUAUUGAACUUGCAUUUUACAUAUUGUAUUUAAAAUAUGAUAUGCCCUUUACUUGUUUGAGGGUAGCAUCAUUUUUUUCUUUGUGAUGUACUAAUGUUUUAUGACGUACUGUAGAAUCUAUGAAAUGUAAUUGUAUUUUCAACGGUUUC
Molecule: messenger RNA, 1329 nt
Organism: Poecilia reticulata (guppy)
Lineage: Eukaryota; Metazoa; Chordata; Actinopteri; Cyprinodontiformes; Poeciliidae
Source: RefSeq, a predicted model, not a curated record